AUGGUUACGUGUUUAUGUUCUCAGGACCCUGAUGAGCCCGACUGGUUAAAAGAUUGUCAUUCUCCAUUAUGGUCACCAAGUUAUGAGCCAAACUACGGCAGUUAUGUGGAGGAAGUUAAAAAUACUGAACCUCCUGACUACAUCAAGGAACUGGCCUCUUCUGAUGGUAUGUUUAUUCCAUUUUUCUCAUUACAGGAAUUAAAUCCUUCCUUUUCCUGAAUUGAUUUUUUUCCUAUGGGAGGUGGAAGCAGUCACGGGCAAUUUCCUCCAUAUUUUAUAACUACCUCAUCGGUCAAGAAAAAAUUGACGAUUUUCCACAAUAUGACAGCUCUGUUAAUCUCAAAUGUUAUUAAGGCGCUAGUGACAGACCUCUCCUCCUUACCCUGCCCCUACUGGAAAAUAAUGUUUACCCAGGCCAGCUAUUUCUUAUGUCUAAGCCGAUGAGUUUGUGCUAAAUAAUUUGUGAAAAUGGUAUUUAUGAAGCAUAUGAAGUGGACGGUUGUUCAGUAUCAAUAUUUCCUCAUAGUUAUUUUAAUAAUUGUUGGAAAAUACUUCUUGCGAUAUUCAAUUAAUCGAUUGCUCAUUUCGUUUUUUGCUUCAAUUUUAGCUGAUCUUGCGAAAUACGAGAUAGGAAAACUCCUUGGAUCUGGUUCAUUUGGCCAAGUAGUUGCUGCGACUCGCAAGUCGGAUGAUAAACCAGUAUGUGUCUUAGUGUCUGAGUAUUGAAUUUAAGCUAAGAAUAAAGUUAUCUUUCAGCGUGAAAUGAGAAAAAAAUGAGUUUCAAGAAGAUUUCUUAUCUCAGGGCAAAUGAUCGAACUCAAAGUUUGGCUUGGUUUAGUUCCUUGUGUUCUUAGGCGAGAAAGUUUAGUUUUACCGGAGUCUCGUCUCGCUAACUUAAAAGCAAUAUUUGAAACUAGCAAUCUAACAUAACUGCGCUGUUUUAGUAAGGAAGGAAUGAGAAGGGAGGAGGAGUAUGAGCUCAGGGAGGUUGGGGUCGAGAUUACAUCGCGCAUGCGUGAGGUUAAUAGCUUAUAACAUACAAAAAUAUAAAAAUAGACAAAACUUAACGUAAAUCGUUCUCCAUAGGUGGCGCUUAAGUUUGUAAAGAGAAGUUCAGUGCAAGAGUUUAAAAAGGUUGGUGAAAGCUAAGUUUAUGUAAGAGAGUUUAUAUUAGUAUCUUCAUUUACGCCACGAAACAACGUGGAUCACAGAAAUAACAAUGACAAUAACAAUCUUAUUGUGUAGUAUCCAGUGAAUAACUUCAGCGACUAUGACUGUCAUGUCUAAGAGAUAAUUUUGAAAAAAAGAAAUUAACUGAUUUAAGACCUAAAACAUCUUUGCAUUCUGUGCAUGUUACAAGCAGGUUGGGAUUGACUGGAAAUGUUUGAGCACUUUAAAUAUUGGAUUGCAAUGAUUUAGUUAGCGUACUCUUUCGCCGGAAAUUUCUUUCAUAGAGCUGCUCAUUUCUUGCGAGAAUUUGUCUUCCCCUACUAACGAGUUGCAUUGAUAAGAAUAAGCAUUUAAUUUAUCUUGAUCGGGAAUCAAAAAUUGGUCUCGGCCGCGGACUGUCACGGAAACCACCGCAUUCUAUGAAAGAUGCGAUUAGAAAGUUUAUUUAGUCUUUGAUGGUGCUGUAUCAAAAUAUAUCACAGCUGCUUAGUCCAAACAAUCAGCAAAUUCCUGUUGUCGUUUACUUUGUGAGUGAAACUUGAUCCGAGUAAGUUUAAAUUGUAUUAACCUUCUCGUCCUGUCUCCCCUCCCUUGUUACAGCUGAAAGGAAGAGAAAUCCCGGCUGAGGCUUAUCUGAUGAGUCGAGUGCGUCACCCAAACGUCAUCCAAAUCUACCAGCUCAUCUUCACAGAAGAACAUUACUGUUUUGUUAUGGAACGACCAGAAUCCUGCAAAGACUUUUUUUACGUCAUACAGGACCGUAACUCCGCAGGAAACCCACUGUCGGAAAAAGAAGUGAGACAGUACUUCACUCAGAUCUUGGAAGCUAACAUCACAUGCGAAGAAAAAGGUGUUAUACACCGCGAUAUCAAGCCUGAUAAUAUUUUGCUGGAUUUGAAAAAUGAUGAGGUGAAGUUGAUUGACUUUGGGUUGGCAUCUGAGAUACAAGAGGAGCCUUUUGAUAGCUUUAGAGGUAAGAACUGUUCCAUCAGAGAAAUCAGUUUUAAGUUGUCUCAACUCACCAUAACAAAGAUAAAUGACGCAUUCAAACAUCUAAGAUCUCAGAAAGAAGGCCAUCUCAGUAAAAGAUCUUGUAGGAAAAUGACCCUUAAUUUUUUCGAAGCAAGCUUCCUUAUUUUUGCUUGUCUUAUCUUUGCUGAUAUUCAUCAUCUUAAUUUUGCCUCCCAUAACAUUACAUAUUGUUCCAGUUAAGUCGUACUUUGCAUCACGUCACGUGACGGCAAGUUAGUGAGAGGAAAUGGAAGCUAGGAAUACGGUGCAGCCAGGAGCACGGGUAGUGGCCAGAACCUCCAGAAAUUUAUUUAAUUUCCUCUUCCUAUUCCUCUGGUAACUCUGAAUUUCAAAAACCGUCUGUUAAACAGGCUAAAUCUAAACAAAUAUUCAAUGAAAUUUGUUUUGUCGUUGUUCUUAAGUAAACUUACUAUCAAUAAUUUUCUUCUAGGUACGAAACACUACAUGCCCCCUGAAUUCAUGAAGACAGGUAAAUAUGACGGUUGCGAGGCAACUGUGUGGGCGAUGGGAAUCCUCUUGGUCGAUAUGUUGUCACCAGUUAUUUCAGCAUUUGAAAAACCACAACAUUGUCUAAGUAUGGAGCCCAGAAUACCUCGACACUUUUCAUCAGGUGUGUAACAGUUUAGUUUAGUGAACAUUUGUAAACACUGUCUUCAUCUGCGUUCAGUAUCAUAACCAGAAAAAAAUCUUGGUUAAUUUUAGUAUAACAGUCGGAAAGUUUCGCCCUCGAUUAUCGGUCACGGUGUAAAUGAAACUGUUGUUGGGUCAUUAUUGAUUAUCACCACUCAAGUUCUCUGAGGAUAGUUUCAGGAGCUACUUCGCCUUGACAUAAAUGAGCUGGCUCCAGUUAAUCAAUCAACUAAGGGGAGAAUCUUUAGGUUCCGAAUCAUUUCCCUUCAGUUCAGAGAGAUCACGGCCCUAAAGGUCGUUAAAGAUGAUGCAGGGACUUCGAGGGGAUUUUCGGAGAAAAUUUGGUUCAAAAGCAAUAAUCAUCUAUCUUUUCCUUUUUCAAACAGAGGUGAAGAACGUUGUUUAUAUGUUGUUGAAUCCCGAAGCAGAUCAGCGACCAACUCUUAAACAAGUUCUCCAGCAUCCGUGGUUCUCAAUGGAAGUCUAA
Messenger RNA from Pocillopora meandrina, 3319 nucleotides. The record is from the annotation of a GenBank genome assembly. Lineage: Eukaryota; Metazoa; Cnidaria; Anthozoa; Scleractinia; Pocilloporidae.